AUGGAGAAAGCAUCUUUAAAGCCCGGCGCAGAGAAAGUACUCGUAGCAUUAUCUGGAGGAUCAUCGUCUAGGGCUAUGUUACAGUUGCUCUAUGAAUAUAAUCGAGAAGAACCUCAUAAGAAAUCGAAAAAGCAAGUAUUUAAAAGCGUCGAAGUUUGUUUCAUUGACGAAUCAACAAUUGUUGGAGGAGAGAAAGACACAGUCGAGAAUGUAUUACAGAUGGCACAAAAGUUGAACUAUAAUAUCAUGAGGAUUCCCUUGGAAGAUAUUUUCUCACCAGACUAUACAACCUCUGGAAUAUACGACAAUGUAAUCAAGAUAUCUACUGACGGCGUCCAUAGAAAGCCAUCUCAAGAAUUGUUUCACAGUAUUCAACAACAGUCGGAAAACACAUCUAAUAGAGAUAAAUUAAAGGCCCUACUUGACGGUGCGAGUAAAACGACAGUUAAAGAAGAUUUUUAUUGUUUUUUGAAGUUGAGCCUGUUACUUCAAUAUGCCCAGAGAAAAGACUGUACAAGAUUGUUUCUGGGAGAUUCGUCGACGCGUUUGGCGAUAAAAACCAUUUCUUUAACAAGUAAAGGACGAGGAUUUAGUUUGCCGCUUGAGAUAGCUGGGGAGACACAGUGGUUUGGAGAUACGAAAAUCAUGAGGCCGAUGAAGGAUAUGCUAAGCAAAGAGAUUGGAUUAUAUAACCAAUUCUUACAUUUGGACAGUGUAUUCAUUCCUUCCUUGACCACCAUGCUCCCACCUAAGGCUAGUAUCGAAAGACUGACCGAAGACUUUAUUGUCGGAUUAGAAAGGGACUAUCCAUCAACAGUAAGUACUGUUGCAAGAACAGCGGCAAAGCUUAAACCGUCCGAAUUAAUGCAAGAUGAAAAGUGCAUAAUAUGUUUAAUGCCACGUCAACCGAACACGAAAUCAUGGCAAGAUAGAUUCACUGUCGCAAAUACGAAUUCAGCUGCAUAUACAUCCAUGCCCACUUGCUCUUCUUCUUUUUCUGACGGGUGUUGUAAUGUCACAUCAUCAGAGUGCUCAAAGCCAGUGAAAAGAGCCAACACAGAUAUAAGCGACCUACUUUGCUAUGGGUGUAGAGUAAACAUGAGAGAUGUUGGAGAUGUUACGUUUCCUCCUUACGUUGCCGAAAAGGUGAAUGAACAAAGACAGGAAGAGCUUAGGAGGCAGAUUGAAGUGUUUUUGCUAAGUGAUGAUGAAGAGGAGCAGGGAGAGAUAGGAAAAGAAGUGCACAUACAGAAACGAUAG
Paraglomus brasilianum is the source of this 1260-nucleotide messenger RNA. The record is from the annotation of a GenBank genome assembly. NCBI's taxonomy places the organism in Eukaryota, Fungi, Glomeromycota, Glomeromycetes, Paraglomerales, Paraglomeraceae.